Molecule: messenger RNA, 1545 nt
Organism: Trichoderma harzianum CBS 226.95
Lineage: Eukaryota; Fungi; Ascomycota; Sordariomycetes; Hypocreales; Hypocreaceae
Exons: 2
Coding region: 408-1466 (352 amino acids)
Molecular function (GO): oxidoreductase activity, acting on NAD(P)H
Source: RefSeq, a predicted model, not a curated record
CGUGGAGCACUGGAGUCCGUUAAGUCCUAACAAGCACGAGCAUGUGUUCUUUGUUCCUGCGCGGAGUUAAUUGAUUUGCAUCUGGAUUAUAAAGCCAAGCAUUACUAGCAUGAAUCAAUACCAUGUAAUGAGGACAUCAACUAGCAUGGUUCUAUAAUUCUUAAUUGAGUCCCAUGCGGCGAACGCACGGCAUUAUUUAGCCCAAUCAAGAUAAACGAAAACAGAAACGAGACGACGCACGGUUUCCGUCUAGUCGUAUAUCCGCGCCCGAUUUCCGUGUUAUCAUAUAGCGGCGCCGGCUGCUAAACUCCAACCGCUGUCCCGACAUCAUUAUCCAACAAUCACAUGCUUUUGCGCUCAUCCACGUUACACAGCCGUGGCUUAACACCUAUCUUGCAAAUACAGCAAUGUCCCAGUCUCCAGAGAACAAGGCGGCCUGGUUGCCAGCCUCCAAAGUCACGCCGCUUGAGAUUGGCCCAGCGCCUUACACAGCACCUGGGCCCCGCCAGAUUGUGGUGAAGAAUGGCGCUCUGGGCAUUAAUUCGGUCGACUGGGCAAAGCAAUUGCUUGGCGAAGGCUUGUUGGGCUAUCUGAGCUAUCCAUUCAUCCUUGGAGAAGAUGUGGCCGGCACCGUUGUCGAGGUGGGCGAGGGCGUAAAGCGCUUCCGCGUCGGCGAUCGUGUCGUGGCCACGGCUUCUGCCAUCUCUGUCAACAACACCCUCGAGGGCGGAUUUCAACUAUACACGCCCAUACGCGAGUGGAUGGCCGCACCGCUGCCAGACUCCAUUUCCUUUGAGCAAGCUAGUGUGCUCCCGCUAGCAAUCCUCACGGCUUCUCACGGCCUGUUUGAUACCGACUACCUCGGCUUGGACUUGCCCACUGUUCCUGCGCGUCAGCCUAGCAACGGCAAACGAGCCGUCGUCAUCACCGGUGGAGCAUCAGUUGUUGGCAGCACCGCCAUCCAGCUCGCGGUUUCUGCCGGCUAUGACGUUGUAUCGACGGCGUCGCCGAAGAACUUCGAAUACGUCAAGGCUCUCGGUGCCAUGCACGUGUUUGACUACAAGAGCGACACCGUCGUCGACGAUAUCUCUGCCGCCGUGAAGGGCCUCCAUCUUGCUGGUGGCUAUUCCAUUGGUGACGGCUCCGUCAAACUGCUGGCGACCGUUCUAGCCCAGCACGAAGGCCCGUCUACCAACAAAUUCAUUGCUCUCGCAGGCGGCCAAGGAGAAGGCACCAAUGACCCGAGUAUUGAGGUCAAGUUUAUCCUUCUCGGUCCGGAUUCCGUUGGUCCUGACUCUAUCACGGGCAAAGUGUACACGGAUUUCCUUCCGGAUGCACUCGCCAAGGGACAGUUUGUGCCAGCACCCGACGCGACUGUCGUGGGCAAAGGGCUGGAAAAGAUCCAAGAGGCUUUUGGAGUUCACAUGCAGGGCGUUUCGGCGAAGAAGAUUGUUGUGUCACUAUGAGAACAGAUGAUUCUUGUAUAGAGGUUAUCUACUAGUAGCUAUCUAGAUAGAAAUUAAAACCCUUGAACUAUGAUUAUGC